ACAAAGCAAAAAGAAGAGAAUCAGAAGAAAGCCACAAGAAAAGACAGAGAACUUCAAGAAGGAAAGACAGGGAAAAGAAGAUGAUCGAGGUGGUGUUGAACGAUCGACUGGGGAAGAAGGUCCGCGUUAAGUGCAACGAUGACGACACCAUCGGCGACUUGAAGAAGCUGGUGGCCGCUCAAACCGGCACCCGAUCCGACAAAAUUCGGAUUCAGAAGUGGUACACCAUCUACAAGGACCACAUCACUCUUAAAGACUACGAGAUCCAUGAUGGCAUGGGCCUUGAGCUCUACUACAGCUAAACAUUUUAAGGUAAGUGAUGAUAUAAUAAGCAAGGCAUGUCGGAAGUGGGAAGGACAACUUUGCUAGUAAUGUCUUGUUAGAUAAUAUUGGCAGGGCCGAUUUUAUAAGUAAUGUCUUGUAUGAUAGCACAUAUUAUACUCCCGAAAACUUGUAUUAGCUUGUUCAUGUUGAUUUAAUAUGGAUGGUUAUUUUCUGUAUUAUUCUAUUUUCAUUGGUAUGAAAAGAUCUUUAUUAUCAA
This is a messenger RNA of Pistacia vera, 541 nucleotides long. RefSeq names its product ubiquitin-like protein 5. The transcript has 2 exons. The coding region runs from base 81 to 302 and encodes 73 amino acids. Lineage: Eukaryota; Viridiplantae; Streptophyta; Magnoliopsida; Sapindales; Anacardiaceae. Gene Ontology annotation, molecular function: protein tag activity; protein binding. Gene Ontology annotation, biological process: mRNA splicing, via spliceosome; protein modification process. The record is from RefSeq and is a predicted model, not a curated record. Gene Ontology annotation, cellular component: cytoplasm; nucleus.